Molecule: messenger RNA, 1047 nt
Organism: Lactuca virosa
Lineage: Eukaryota; Viridiplantae; Streptophyta; Magnoliopsida; Asterales; Asteraceae
Source: the annotation of a GenBank genome assembly
AUGUUGCUAGGAAAACAGUCGAUCGUGACCUGCUGCCGUUGUUCCAAAAACUAUGCCGAUCCCAAAUCUGAAAAUUGUCGAUCUCGGAAAAUUGGAAGUUUCCCCCAAUCUCCACUUACGCCAUUAUCGAUCGGACAUCACUCUAUAAGUAGAUUUUUCUCGAUCGUCCCUACCAGGUUCAUAAAGGUCCUGUUGAAGAUGGCCCACCAAAAUUUUUUACAAUUUAACUAUCAGAAUUCGGAAAUGUCUCAUAAGGUUCCAAUCCACUCUACUUCACUCCAAUCCAAUCCAACCCAACACAAUCCAGAAAAUAGUUCCAUUUUGAGUUUGAAAGGGGCUAAUCCUAAAACAUUUGUUUCACAUGUUGGUACUAUGGGUGCCACAUCAUCAACACAUGAAUCAUCCACCCAAUUAUCCUUACCUACAUCAUCUACCCAAUCAUCUGUAUCUACAUCUGUCCAAUCAUUUACAGUUGUAUCUACUACAUCAUCUAUACCUAGAUCCACAACAAAUGGUAGUGAAUCGGUUGAGGAAAAUAUUGGCAUUCAACAUCAAGGGUAUUUACUUGGAUCUACUGGACUGGAUGGGCGUCUAUAUAUUGGAGUGCGAGAUAAGGAGUUAUUUCCUUCGGGCCCAUGUUCUUCCAUUAUCUAUGAAUCCUUUGGUGAAAGAGCUGAUUUAAACGGGUAUAGCUGGGCAACUUUAAGUGACGAGACAAAACUCCUUUAUUGGGACGAGUUUCAUCGCAUUCGUUCUAGUAAAGGAUCUUCUGAAAUGCAUCGCGAACAAUACGAGGAUAAUAAUGCCGAGACAAAAGUCGAGAUUGAGAAUUUGAAGAAGUUAGUUGAGACACAACGCGAACAAUAUGAGGAUAUUCAACAAAAAUAUGAGGAUGUUCAGCAAAAAUAUGAGGAUGCUCAGAAAAAGAAUGUGGAGUUUCAGCAGAAAAAUGUGGAUGUUCAAGCAAAGUUUGAACAACAACUUGCACAAGCAAUGAAUGUCAUUAACACAUUGAGUGAACAUGUCAAAACUUUUAUUAAUCAAUGA